Rubroshorea leprosula is the source of this 886-nucleotide messenger RNA. The record is from the annotation of a GenBank genome assembly. NCBI's taxonomy places the organism in Eukaryota, Viridiplantae, Streptophyta, Magnoliopsida, Malvales, Dipterocarpaceae.
AGUUGCUACUCGGUUCGGUCCUCUCAAAUCUUUUUCUUCCCUUCUUUCUUUAUCUUUCUUCCUCCUGCUUGCUACUGGGUUUGGUCUUCUCGAAUCAUCUUCUUCCCUUCUUUCUUUCCCUUUCUUCUUCCUGCUUGUUGUUGGGUUUGGUCCUCUUGAAUCAUCUUCUUCCCUUAUUUCUUUCUUUUUCUUCCUCUUGCUUGUUGUUGGAUUCAAUACUGAACCCAAUAGAGCUGCGAUCCACCGAACCCAGCUACUGGGUUUGAUGAAACCCAAAUCUGCUCUGAAUUCCGUCAAACCCAGAUCUGCUUUGGGGUUCCUGGAAGCCAGCUGUGCUGGGUUUGACGGAACCCAGAGCAAAUCUAGGUUCCGCUGAACCCAGAGCAAAUCUGGGUUCGACAGGCCUUCUCUUUUCCCUGACCCUAAUACAAAUCUUCUUCCCAGUCUUUUGCUCACUCUUAAACCCUAGAUAAUUUCCUCUCGAUUUCAUCCAUUUUUCAUUGCUCAAUCCCAACUUCAUCGCAUACCUCAGAAUCAUUGGUCUCUGCUUAUGCAAUGGUGGCCUGCAAAUGCCGAAAGGAAAUCUCCCUUUCCUUCUCUAUGAAAGUGAUCUGCUUUGUGAUUUUCUACAUUCUAGAUUUAGAAUCGCUGUGCUGGGCCAUUUUGAAGUUUUGUUAGAACUCUCUGGAAAAUCUGUAAUUCGGUACUGGAGGUUUCAAAAUCUGUUUCUGUUUGUGAUUCAACAACUUGGCAAUCUGUGUUUUGAUUAAUAAAUGUCUCUGUUCUAUGUUCUCCAUGCUUUUUGUUUCACGCAACAAGGUAAUACUGUUUCGUGCGUAAGGUUCCUGUUUCAAUCAGUGUUUUGAAAUAAGUAUUGUAUUAAUGA